CAGUUCCCAGCAUGCCAGGGAGUGGUUGGGAGAGCCAAGCUGUCUUUAGGACUGGGGCUGGGCAGAGGGUUGCAGAGUGGACACUGAGGAGCUGAAGAGUAACUGACCUGAAGAUUGAAAGCUAAGGAGACAGAUCACAGUGAAGGAGGAUUUAGGCUAGAGUUAUGAGGGUGGGAGCUGCGACCUUGGCUGGAGGGAUAUUUGGGGCAGUGGGGACUCUGUGUUUCUUCUUAGCCUUUGGUACAGACUACUGGCUGGUGGCCAGUGACAACUGUGGAUCAUAUACAUGGCAGACGCAAACAAAACUUAGAGGGGAAAAAGAUGCCAAUGGAACUGAGAUCCUGUUAGUGGAAGCUGUCACUGUUUCUGCUCCAUCUCUCACUCUGCACCAUGAGGGCUUCUUCUGGCGCUGUGUGUUUCAGGUGGAGCCCACAGCACAUGCAGUCCUGGCCACUCUCUUCACAAACCAGCCAGAAUCCAAGGUCUGCAUCCAUGGUUACCUUUUCCCUCUGCCUGUUGCACUUGGACAGGUGCCUCAUCCAAGUUAUGAUGCUACAGCAGUGUUUCGGGGUUUCUGGACUGUACUGAUUAUCCUUGGCCUGGUCGCAGCUCUAACUGGAGGCUUUCUCUUGGUCUGUGGUGUCCCCUUCAUCAGCCACAAACUGUACAAGCUGGGCGGUGCUUUCCUUAUCGCUGCAGCCUGCUUGUUCCUGUUCAUGCUGCUGCUCUACGUACUGUGGAUGGAGGUGGUGGAGGUGAAGCGCUACGUCCUUCAGGAGAGAGGGGAGGCAUGUCCACAUGCACAGGUUUCGGUGCUCUACGGCCUGUCGUUCAUGGUGGCGGCUGCCGGUGUGCCUCUGGAGCUCGUCUCCGGGUUGAUUUUCCUGCUGGUGGGCCGUGUGUUGCGUGCCAGCAAGUGAGCUUACCAUCUGGACUGUAGGGGAAGAACGGACUGACCUUUUUAUGUCCUGCAAAUGGGAUCAGCAGCGCACUUGUGAGAUGUAAAUACUGUCUGGAAAGACAUGAUCAAUAUUACAGCAACACCCUUUGGAUUUCGAGUAGCAUGCAGUCAGGGAUGCUGAUAUAUCAGUUUUCUAUAACUUGCUUUGUUUCUAUGAAAAUCACUAAUUAUUAUAUAAUAAAAAUACCAGAAAAGUUCAGUGUUACUGGCAUUAAGGAGCAAAAGGAUGUGUCAAGACUGUUUUAUUUUCUAAACAUUACCAGAGUAAUAAUAUUAUAUUAAUGCUGCAAGCUAUGAGUCUAUAGGGCAGAAUGUGAGAAAUGUAUGGGUGAACCAGCUGUGUCCCCUGUCCUCAUUUUGGCACCUGAUCAAGUGGGCGAGCUGGAGCGGAGUGAGAAAUGGCUGGAUGGACUGGAGACAAACCAUAGCUUUGGAUAGAAGGUGGGGGUGGAGGUGGAGCAGGAUAGGGAUAGAUAUAGCGUGUAUAGAGAAAGAAUUGAUGCUUGUGGGGGGGCACAAGGGGGCUUUGAGAAAUGAACAGCUGUUUGUGGGUUUGGUUGGUGUACAGCAGGCCGGCCACCUGCCCCCCUUCACCCCAGUCACAUUUCACUCCCUCACUGAAAUCCUUAUGCUUUCUCUUUUCUGACUCACACUCAUGCACACUGUUAUAUUCCUCUGUCCCGCCCUCCAUGUUUACAAAAACAUUCAAUUCAAAAACCCCUGUCUCUAAUAGAUCUAAUCUACUAACACACAUUCAUUGCACGCAUGGACAACAUGACCCACGUCCUUGCGGGUGUUCUUUCUCUUCCUCAGUCUUCCAAAUGGGAAGCACAGGCUUGUGAUUGUAUCAUAACUGCCACAAUAUUAGAUCAUCCUCCUUUUUCAUUGGUUUGAAUGGGCAGCGUGUGGAAACAAGCGGGUGGACUCUAAAUCACACAUAUCGGCUUUCAUCUGCUCUACUGAGGAGCAGAAGUGGUGGAGAGGGGGGGCAUGUUUGCUUCAAAGAACUCACAGAUCAAACACAGAAAAAUACACACACACACACACACACACACACACACACACACACCACACACACCACACACUGUGAUCAAACUGUGCAGAACACACCAAUGUAAAUUAGUGAAAUAAACUGUAUUUUUUUAACUGCACAUACACAGCUUGUCUAAGAUCUGACUUGUGUAAGAAAGCAUACUUCAGAGUGUAACGCAGCCCAGCCAUCAAAUGCUUUUGCUGAGUUUAUUGUGUUGCCCGUGAUGUCAGAGGAUACCCUCUAAUAUUGGUACAUUGGGGUUGUGGUCUUUCAAAUGGUUGUUACUGAUAAUAACAUGUGAUUUUAUUUAAGUGUUGUAGUUAUGUGAUGAUAAACAUGGUAGAUAGAUGAUAUAUAUGCGAUUUUGUGUUGUUUGUCUGCAACAGCAUGAUGGCUGCCUUGCUUGGCAGGAAACUUUGGAAGAACUGUUUUAAUCUCAAUUAAGCCUUUUAUGAUAAAUAAUGCUUGAAUUGUUUGUAAGUGUUUAAAUAAAAAAUAGAAGUCUAUAAACUUUUGUCUCCA
Micropterus salmoides (largemouth bass) is the source of this 2516-nucleotide messenger RNA. RefSeq names its product transmembrane protein 182-like. Gene Ontology annotation, cellular component: membrane. The transcript has 5 exons. The record is from RefSeq and is a predicted model, not a curated record. Bases 165 to 920 code for a protein of 251 amino acids. Lineage: Eukaryota; Metazoa; Chordata; Actinopteri; Centrarchiformes; Centrarchidae.